AUGCCUCUGACUUGUCGAUGGUUUAUCUGGGAUUUUUACGGCCGUAAUACAGGUCGGUAUCUCCCUUUUACUAUUGAUACUUUGUCUAAUUUUGACGAUUUCCGUGUUUAAUGACUAGAAGGUAAAGUUCCCUCUGGCAUUACGUUGAACGCUGCUAUGCGCAUGACCUUCAUGUGAUGUGGGCAGUUGAAUUAUUAACUUGCACAAAGUUCUAAACGCUUUCCUCUAAAUGAAAAUAAACCUAAUAACGAUAACAAAAGAACUAUAAGUAACAAAAAAAGAAACAAACGUGCAUAAACUAUCCAAGGGCAAAAGUUAUCUUCCACUUAAGUGGAUGCCAUUAUAUCCAGUGCUCGAGUAGAGAAUUAUGCGACAAAGUUCACGCCCUUGGUUUGCAAAGGGAAAAUAUCGGGGAGGGGGGGAUGGGAGGUGAUUGCGUUCUAGCUGAUAGAUUUAGGCACUUACAGUCUCACUCCCCAACCAGAAGAGUAAAUGGUCUCCAGCACGUUGCAAGGAGACCUGGGACCUGACGAAAUAUUGGGGGGGGGGGGGAAGGAGGGAGCAAGGGAGGGGGCAAACUACGAUGGCUCAGCGUCGCACUACGGAGUAUCAAAUAGUUAUGCCCCUGGUCGCUUCAGGCUCUAGGAACGUGGUAAGCGACCCGCCAAGCCACGCAGCCUAAGACGAAUUUCUUGCAGAUUAAUCGAAAUUCUAGUAUCAGUAGGCAUCCGUCUGGAACAUACGUCAUGAAACACGCUAAUUCCCGUCACGGAAAAAUUGUGCGGUAUCAGAGUGAAAAGGAUUCUAAGAGCUUAAUGCUGGGUUCAUGUGGACUAUUGCACGCUUGCAAUUACGGCACGCAAUAUCAUGCAAUGGCUUCGGUACUGACAUCUGUUGAUGAAAGUGGCUCAAUAAAUAUCGCAAUAAAAGCUAAAUCUUUAGCCAGAGGAUGCUGGAAGAUUGCAUUAGUUUGUUGUGUACUUUUAGAAUAUGUCAGCGAUUUGCAUAGCUUUUUUUAUGUGUAACUGAAAUGGUCCGAAAUAUGAUUCAGUUUAGAAUGUUCAUUACUCAUCCAUGACAUGUACGUAAACAGAUUAGGAAAAGAUAGUAAACUUGAGCUCGUUUAUCGAAUAGAAUUUUCCGCAAGCGUCGCAUAUACCUCUGUAACCUCUGAUACCUCUUGUAUCCUCUGAUAACCCUUUCCGAAAUAGGGGCUGAAUCUCAACACAUUGAAAUGCAAAACUGCACAAGAAAAUAUUUCUGCGCAAAAAUAACUUGAGUAACCUUAACAAUGGGUGCCUUAAAAAGUUUCAUUUGCCCGGUUGCGGCUGUGUCAGCCGAGUAAACCUGUCGUGACUUCAACUCGGAAAAAGAACAUUGUGACAUUUUUACAAAUUGGAUUAUUUGCUCCACUGUGGUAAAACAAAGGUCUUGUCAAUAACUUGUUUUGGAUUGUCAUUUCUCUCAUAAGAUAACCCUUUACUCUCAAGAACUUAAUCUUAGUUCUUCUUGCUUUCAGCUAUAUGUUUCUCAUAAUUUUACCUCGUAGAAUUUAGCGUUAGAAACAUUAUCUCCCAGCAUGAGAACUUGUGUUCUCUUGCUCCCAGUAAAUAUUUGUCUUUCUUGUUAUUGCCUUUGUGCUUGACAGUGCAUUGCCUUAGUAGCGUAAGGGCAAACUAAUCAAUUGUCACUGCUUGGAGUAAAGGGUUUAAGUUACCCUGAUUCAACAUUCGCUUCCAUUGUCAUUUUGGAGAGGGGUCUAACUUGUCAGUGAGCUCAGAUUCUAUGACAGCAAAGAGGGAAACCGCAAAUAUUCCUGACAAAGCCCCUAAGUUGUGGCUUUAUAAGAAAAUGUUGUUUAAGUACCAAGCAUAAAUAGCCUUCAUUUUUGACAAAUUUUCGUCUUUAUCUCAAAGAAUCAGAUUAUGCAUUCAUCUAGCUUAAGCAAUUUCAUAAUCAGUAUAAGCAAAUUUAGUUAUAAAAAGAAUUUGAAAAACGUCCAUAACAUUUUGCUUUCUGGAGUAAAAUCAAAACCUUUCAGGAGGGAUUAUGUAAUUGAUAAUUCCCAAAUUUAACAUAAAAAUUUUAAGUAACGUACAAAGGUCGUUUAGACAAGACGUGACUAUGCUGUUAAAGGGAAAAACUAUUAGAAUCGUAGAACAUGGGGGGUUCAUAAUCUUGACCCGAGAGACGAUGCGUUAAGCGCAUUAAAAGAUACUUGAGAUUUAAACCAAUUUACUGUCGCCUGACAAUGUGCACGUUACAGAGUUCAGUACUGUACGCGUCAAGCCGGUAGGAUUGCAAACGGAGCUAUAUCUGUAGCAGCCGGUUAAGGUGACUUUCAAACGCUUCUGGGUUCAGUCUUGGUGCACGAAAGAAUUUUGAAGGCGUCAGAGUCGUGGAAGUGGAAAUCAGCAAGUUUUUGACUCUACGUUACGAUCCACGAAUUAGCAGGUAUCUCUUUGCCCAAGUCCGUUGUAAGCUGCCAUAACAGUGCGUUCUGCAGAAUACCUUUUAAGUUUGCUGUUUAAUUCCCAGUUACGUAAUAUGUCCAAAAACACCGUACAACGAAAGUGCCAGAUCUUGAGUCCGGACAAGAACCAUGUGAUUAAAGGUGCAAAAUGUGUACUCUUAUUAUGAUUAAUUUUUCACACUUUUCAUGCAGUUUUAGACGCUCCCUUAUCUCUUCCCUCACAGUCAGACUGCACUUAUGGUUCAAGAUAUACCCCGUUGAAUACCGAUUUGAAAUUUCCACGGGAAAAGUUGAGUAGUACUCUGACAUACUUUCGUGGAACAUUGAGGUUCAUUUCAUUGCAUGCAGACAAGUUUAUCUGAUCCGUUCAUUUUGCAGAGAGCAAAUAACUUAGUUUUCAAUCUGAGGGCGUGAGUAGUUGUAAGCAUGAAUUUUAACGUAUGCUAGAAAUGAUCUCUCAUCGGCAGUUUCCUCCCCACACCAGACUGUAGCUUUGCUUUGAAUUAAAAGUGGGCCCCAUAUCGCGCGCAUUCGUAAGAACAGUGUUGGUUAAAGCGUUUAUGUUAUUAGCAUUUUAUUCACUUUUCUCAUGCUCCUCAAAAUCCGCAUUCUUGAUCAAAGUUGAGUAUUUGUUUUGAUUUGACUGCACAGCCGGUUUAAAUCUUGUCGUUUGCCUUAUUCCGUUGACGAAAUAAUAUCACCUUGAAAUAGAGAUAGUUAUGAAAGCAUAUCAUCUUGCAGUUUACUACACAAUUACGGAAACUUUAAUUUAGACAUAACAGCGAUGACAAACCGUAAUUGAAAAAUAGUAUUUCAGUAGCGAUAGAUGAACUAAGGAUUUCUGUUAAUGGACGUGAACAACUCUUGGCGUAUCUCACGGAUCGUUAUUUCAAGAGCAACCAGACACUCAUGAAUUCACAAAAAUGAAAACAAAGAGUUGUAUUUCGUGAAAGGAAGCUGUUCUUGAAACAGAAAAGACAAUAACACAAAUGGCGAUCAAAAGUUAAAAUGCAGUUGUUAAGGGUAAAUCAAAAUUAACUUCCGAUCUGUCUAUUAAAUUGAAUUCCUUCAAUUCUCCGCUCUUGUUAAACCGGAUGUUAAUGUCUAUGUAUUGCACAGUUUAUUUAUAUUAUGGUUAUAUCUCGGACAAUCCAUUGUUUAAAAAUUUCUUCUCAUGAAAAUUUCUUCUAAUAUCCCAGCAAAGUUAGUUUGAUGUAGAGACGGCUUGUCUCUCCAAACUUGCAAGAUCUUUCAUCUCUAUUGUUUCCUCUUUAAAUAUUUUGUGUCGAAUCUGCGGUUUUAUUAAACCUAGAUUAGCUGUGAUUGGCCGAUCUGAUCACACGUAUGGGACAUGUAAACAAUCCAGAGGGUUAUUGAGCUUCCCACUUUCUAUUAAUAAACUGGAGAGCUUGUGACGCAGAGAUGCAGAUUUUGUCGUAUCGAUUAUUUACUUUCCUCGCGGAAAAACAAACAAGAUUUCAAAUAUGCCUUCGGCAUGUACGCCAGUAACACAUCGAUAUAAUGUUUGAAUCGAAAACGCCACGAUGGCUUUCUUUUGCCCAUCACAACUGACAUUGAAAAAGAAAGGUAAGAGUUUUGUUUCAAGGGAGAACGUUUUUUUUCCUUGUCGUUUUUCUUUGCACACUAAAAUAAUUAGAAUCCGCCGUGCUGUGAAAGUUGUCUUUCCCAUUGCAUUGUUAUUGUGUCAUAAUUAAGCGUUUCAUUUUACUCCGACAAAAAUUUUAUCGCCUAAUUUUUUUAUUAGUUUUACAGAGCAAGAAGCCUUAUCCACCUGAUGUCUAUCGCCCGUCAUCAAGUCAACAGCAAAACGGGACAACGACCUCAGAAGUUACGAAGUCUGCUCUAAAAAAUGGCUCGACUCCAAGCCACAAACAGGAGAAGCGAAACGUCCGAAUCAACGAAUCGGGCGUGAGACAUGAAACGCUUUUUGAACGGAAAAUUCGAGCUGCAAGUUUGGGUAAACCUGCCAACGUUCGAGUGAAAGUAACGCAAAGUUACGAGCCGGUUGAUAAAGAGGAACUUAAAGUACGAAAAGGACAGCACGUGAAAAUACUCUACCAAGAGAAUGACUGGGUUUACGCGAUUGACUCGUUAGGAAAUAAAGGGUUUAUCCCGUUGUUUUACUGCUCGACGAGAAGUGCAUCCACCGACUCGAAGUCAAGCACCUCAGGUUACGAGGAUAGUUUCGAGGAUAGCGAGGACGGAGUCGGCGAAAGAACUACGGUGGUCGUUUUCAACGAUCCUCUAAAUAGAGCGAGUCAUAGCUCAAAUAACUUAAUGACUUAUUUCCCCAAGAGAGCUUACGGUCCGCAGCUGACAGUUUUAUAUGACUAUACUGCGCAUUAUGAGAAUGACUUAAGCGUUUGUCGAGGUGAGGUUGUUAUGCUGCUAAACGAUCAAGACGAAGAUUGGUUUUGGGUCUCCACGGAUGAUGGUGAGGAAGGCUUUGUUCCUCGAUCUUUUGUCGUCUCUCACGUCUGCGAAGGUAAACAAUUUGCUGCUUAACAUCUUGUGUGUGUUUUUUUAGUAUUCAUGUGGUGAAGAGUGUACGAAACAAUGUAGUAAAGUUGUGAGGAAGCUCUUAGCUUUCUUGUAUCAAAGUGAAGAACUUUAUAAAACAUUUACUAAAUGUUUCCCGAGAGAGGGCAAGAUUCUUAACUGCCCCUAUGAUAGAGGAAGUUAAUACAGAGCGGUCAUGUUAUUAAUUAAGAUUUUGUUAACUGCAAAAGCGAAUAUAAAAUCCCAGUAACUAUAUCAAAGGAAAGAGGAAAGACGCCCGCAUAUUAGCAGGCCAGACUCUUUGGCAAGAGCUAAAAUGGUCGAAUUUCGGUUUCUUAGGACUCGUGGAUGCAAAAUAUCAAGAUAAUUAAGACAUGUUUUAGCGUGUUCGAGAUUCCGUCGGCGUUACCGUUUCGUAUGUGAAAAGCAGUAUUUGAUACGAGUUACCUUUUUUUAGAUGUAGGGCUAUUUUUAUCAGGUUGUUCAGUAUUUCGAAACCUCAUUUGAAACCCGAGAAAACUUUCUCUACUUAGCCCAGCACGUAGCUUUGCCUUACGAGAGGAAAUUGAUCUUUUAUCAGGAUAAACAUUUUACAUUAAGUUCCCUUCCGAAGACUCUUAACCGAUAAAGUAAAAAUCGCUCUUUUAACAAUUAACACGAUGUCUUCGCCUCGUUUAAGAUCCCCCGGAUUGUUCUGGAUUGUUGUUAUUUUGAUAACCUUCACCUUUUAAUACUUUUAAGCGACGCGUCAUUUUGCUGAUAAAAAAUCCCUUUCAAAUUUUGUAACAUGCAUGUUACUCGGCAACUGAAAACCUUUUCUUGGUCUUGAACUUCUGGCGUUUCAUGAAAAAAAAAAAAAAAAAACCAUAAAAGAGAAAAAGAGCGCUCAACCGUUUGCAGUUCAUCUGGGUUACAAGCCGCAAAGUUUGCAAGUAUUGAUUUAGUUCGUCUGGAGCAAUUCGAAAGAAGUUUAAAUCAUUAUCAACGGCAAAAGGAAACAUGAUUGAAGGUAAGCCGGAUGAAGCAAGAUAGAUUUAAUGGCUUAAACCAUAAAAAGCAGAUGAAUCGAGAGGCAGAUUUGCUGCAGACGUGAACGAAAAAAAUUAUCUUUGAUAUCGAUUACAUUUCCUAAACUCCCAAAAUAUAAUCAAAAGAAAAAAACAUAAACAUCACCCCAACAAGAGAAAGGCCAGGGGGGUAUAUAAUUCGUGGGCAAAUUCAAAAUCAUGUUGAGUUUUUUUGUCGCUCAUCACUGCCAGAAACUGCGCUGAACUGAAUCGUUGUUUACUUGAAUAUUUUGCGUGAUUCAAAAAUUCAUGGUGAAAGAUGAAAAAUUGCGUGACAAGGAACUUUUAUGAAAUAGAGUACAAAUUGACUAACUGAUUGAUUGAUUGAUUGAUCUUAACUCAGAAAGACUGUUAAAAUUGCUCAUUCAGGACUUUUUCCUGAACUGAGUAAUCCUUUUAAAGUUAUUUAGGGAAAUCUCGUUUUCGGAUAUUCCCCAGAGAAUAUUUACAGAGAGAGAGAUUACAGUGACAUGAAUGCAGUUAAACUUUCAGAUUACUCAGUCGUUCUUCCUUGGCAUUGUAGUAAAAAAGACUUGGAUUUCAUGACGAUUGUGUGUAGUAAUUAAGAAAGUAUGUAUGGAAAUUAGACAACGAACCCGUGUUCAAGUUUAGUGGGCUCUUAGGCAUGAAGGAAAUGCAAUUAUUUAUUAUCAUUUACGAGUGAAAUGAGUUGGAAAAUAUUCAUACAGAAAUACAAUUUCUCUCAUUCAAAACCUUCCUUCAUUUCCACAUAUAGCCUGUGUUCAACGGUUAUCUUCACCAAACGGUACAUCGCUCAACUCACCGAACCUCAGUUCUUCUGACGUCACACCAGUAAGUUCGAGUUCGACUGGGAUGAAAGGCAAAUCAUGGCAGACGGAUGUAACCUCAUCAACAUCCAGUGAUAAGACUUACACCCUAAAAGGAACGCGUCUAAUAGUACUUUACAAUUUUGAAGGGAAGGCUUUUGAUGAUUUGCCUGUUAGACCCGGAGAGUAUGUAUAUGCAAAUCUAAAGGACCAAAUUGUGCCUGGGUAUAUCUGGGCUUAUUCGCCGAAUAGUAAGAAAUCUGGGUUUAUUCCAGAUGAUCAUGUCAAGGAGCCAGUGAUAACAGAUAUAUAAUUGAUAUAAGAAGUUUGCAUUUCAAUAACAAUCACAGAAACUCUCUCCACAACAGGUUAAAUGCCCCUCUCGUUGAAGGCUAGGACUAAGAAAUAAUGAGAAAUCUCUGAUUUAUAAGUCUAUUGCUCUAUUUUGUUCUUUGUGAUUUAUCCAUUUAUUAAUGUUCGUUGUCGUUUAUUGUUCGAAGUCUCAUCACCUAUACAGUGGAGCAGAGAGUUUUUACCGUUCAGUCUGUUUUUAUGAUGUCUUCUGAGGCUUUUUGAUAUCAGAUACAAUUCUCUAUCCGCCACCCUUUCCAUCUCUCGCGGUUAAACUAGGGAUGGGAUGUAACAUGAGAAAACGAGGAAAUAGAAAGUAACUGAAACCAGGGGAUAUGUCGAAGGGGAUAUGUCAAUUUGAUUCCACGGAAAUUAUUUUUAGUUCUAAACAGAAACGGAAGUCUAAUUGAUCUUAUAUCGCAAGACGUUUACGUCGAGAGAUUGUCUAUUAAUCACUUAAGUAAAACUGACAUCUCCUAAGGCCUGAACCAAAAGGAGCUUUUCUCUCUGUUUUUUUUUAAGAAUAUUUGUUCCUUUACUAUAUCAGUUUUAUCCAAGUCACGUGGUAAAAAAAGCUGUAUUCCUAUAAGAACGAUGUUUUAGGUAUCAAAAUGUCCUUUUUGUAAGUUUUUGUAAUCCACCCGCAAGGCUAAAGCCUUCUUUUAAAGAAAGAUAGGAUUGAAUUCAACUUGCAUCUUGCUCAUAUUUCAUUGGACCACUUUUUGAUCGAGUGUCACAAAAUUAAACCCAAAGUAAUUACAUCGGCCAAUCAGAAGAAUAGAAAAUACCCUGAAGAGCCAGUGAGAACUCAAAGUAAACACAAGCAAGCCACCUAAAGCGCGGGAAAACGCGGGUAACAAAGUUUUGAUUGGGUUUAGUUUUGUAUCUGAUUGGUCGAGAGAGUGGGGCGCGUUUUCUGGACCAAUCCCAAAGCGUAGUAGAGCAAAACCAAUGCAAUCCCGGAGUACUUUCGACACUCAACUAAAAAUUACAAUAUUGCGAAGGAAGGUUCACAUCGUUAUGUUGAUUUAGUUCAAUAAUCACCAACCCGGUUGGUGGCCCUCCAUGUUGGAAUUCUUUUGCUUGGACCUCUUCUGCUGACUACCAUCAAUUCUGUCACUUCUCACGUAUGACCUCAUGAUUGUAGGCUCACGGUAGUCUACAGUUUGAGUAGAAUCAUUUUAACAAUGCAAGACAUGCAAUCUUAUCCAAUUCAACUCCCUUCUCCUUCUACGCUUUCUAACUCCCAGUGGAAAAGUUUAUUUCAAGUAUAAGCCUCUGUUUUCGUUACCACCUUGUGAAUUCCUUAUAGGGCAGCAAUUCGAACAUCGCGUAAAAGUAAUUCGCUUAACCACGGGAAAGAUCUCCGUUUAACCCCAUGCUGUUCUAAAACAUAGCCGAAGUCCCAGAGGUAAUCUACUAGUUUCAACUGCUUUCUUUCAUCCAGGUCCUGUAUGCAAGAGUAUCGCGUUAUACGGUUGUAAAUCUUGUCGAACCUAAUUCCCUUAAUCAGCGAUGAUAGUUUUUUAAAGGAAAAGAGACAACUUUCAGCAGAUACAUAUGAAAAACAAAGAACAAGCCAUG
Molecule: messenger RNA, 8783 nt
Organism: Pocillopora meandrina
Lineage: Eukaryota; Metazoa; Cnidaria; Anthozoa; Scleractinia; Pocilloporidae
Source: the annotation of a GenBank genome assembly